AUGCCGGGGCGGCUGGGCAACCCCCACGCAAUGGGAGGCCAGCUUCAGCCACGGCCGAGCAUUGCAGCAGGGGCAGCAGGAGCAGGAGGAGGAGGAGGAGGCGGGGCAGCGGGAGAUGCAUACGACAGUAGGCAGAGAGGACCACCGCAACAGGGGCACAUGGACGCAGCAGGAGCAACAUCAGCAGGAGGAGGGGGAAGCGCGGGCACCGGGGGAGGGAACGGGGCGGUCGGGGGAGGAGGAGCAGGAGGGGCGGCGGGAGGAGGAGGAGCAGGAGGGGGCGUGGACGGGGCGCUGAAGCAGCUAGCACACGCAAACGAGAAGGCUUGGGGCACGUUGGGUGGUGUGUCCAGAGCGAUGGAAAAUGAAGCACAGUCCAUGGAGUGCUACGAGCGGGCUCUGGUCCACAACCCUUACAGCCCUUCCGCGCUGGCUGGCCUGGGGGGCGUGUACAAGGCCCGUGGCGACUAUCGAAAGGUGCUGUCCAUUGUUGUGGGUAGGGCAGCGGCAGCAGACAGCAGGCAACGGCUGCCCAAAUCUUUUUGA
Ectocarpus siliculosus is the source of this 546-nucleotide messenger RNA. The record is from the annotation of a GenBank genome assembly. NCBI's taxonomy places the organism in Eukaryota, Phaeophyceae, Ectocarpales, Ectocarpaceae.